Messenger RNA from Castor canadensis (American beaver), 2129 nucleotides. It is a transcript of the gene Slc6a7, whose product is annotated as solute carrier family 6 member 7. Gene Ontology annotation, cellular component: plasma membrane. The record is from RefSeq and is a predicted model, not a curated record. NCBI's taxonomy places the organism in Eukaryota, Metazoa, Chordata, Mammalia, Rodentia, Castoridae. Gene Ontology annotation, biological process: sodium ion transmembrane transport; nitrogen compound transport; amino acid import across plasma membrane. Gene Ontology annotation, molecular function: amino acid:sodium symporter activity.
CUUCGCGCUCGCUCGGGGAAGCGCCAGCACCCGCCCUCCAGGAUGAAGAAGCUCCAGGGAGCUCACCUCCGCAAGCCUGUUACCCCAGACCUGCUGAUGACCCCCAGUGACCAGGGCGAUGUGGACCUGGACAUGGACUUUGCCGCAGACCGGGGAAACUGGACGGGAAAGCUGGACUUCCUGCUGUCUUGCAUUGGCUACUGUGUGGGUCUGGGAAACGUCUGGCGUUUCCCCUAUCGAGCCUACACCAAUGGAGGAGGUGCCUUCCUUGUGCCCUACUUCCUCAUGCUAGCCAUCUGUGGCAUCCCCCUCUUCUUCCUGGAGCUCUCUCUCGGUCAGUUCUCCAGCCUGGGGCCUCUGGCUGUCUGGAAAAUCAGCCCACUCUUCAAAGGUGCCGGUGCAGCCAUGCUGCUCAUCGUAGGCUUGGUGGCUAUCUACUACAACAUGAUCAUUGCCUACGUCCUCUUCUACCUCUUCGCCUCCCUUGCCAGCAGCCUGCCCUGGGAGCAUUGUGGCAACUGGUGGAACACAGAGCGCUGCCUAGAGCACAGAGGCCCCAGGGAUGGCAAUGGGGCACUGCCACUCAACCUCACCAGCACCGUCAGCCCCAGUGAGGAGUACUGGAGCCGCUACGUCCUUCACAUCCAGGGCAGCCAGGGCAUUGGCAGGCCUGGGGAGAUCCGCUGGAACCUCUGCCUCUGCCUGCUGAUGGCCUGGGUCAUCGUGUUCCUCUGCAUCCUCAAGGGAGUGAAGUCCUCGGGCAAGGUGGUGUAUUUCACGGCCACAUUCCCUUACCUCAUCCUGAUCAUGCUGCUGGUCCGAGGAGUGACCCUUCCUGGGGCUUGGAAGGGCAUCCAGUUCUAUCUGACCCCUCAGUUCCACCACCUGUUGUCUUCCAAGGUGUGGAUCGAAGCUGCUCUUCAGAUCUUCUAUUCUCUGGGUGUGGGCUUUGGGGGUCUCCUCACCUUUGCCUCCUACAACACAUUUCACCAGAACAUCUACAGAGACACCUUCAUCGUCACUCUGGGCAAUGCCAUCACCAGCAUCCUGGCUGGUUUCGCCAUCUUCUCCGUGCUGGGCUACAUGUCUCAGGAGCUGGGUGUGCCUGUGGACCAAGUAGCCAAAGCAGGCCCUGGCCUGGCCUUUGUGGUCUACCCACAGGCUAUGACCAUGCUGCCUCUGUCGCCCUUCUGGUCCUUCCUCUUCUUCUUCAUGCUUCUGACUCUUGGUUUGGACAGCCAGUUUGCCUUUCUGGAGACCAUCGUGACAGCAGUGACAGAUGAGUUCCCAUACUACCUGCGACCCAAGAAGGCCGUGUUCUCGGGCCUCAUCUGCGUGGCCAUGUACCUGAUGGGGCUGAUCCUCACAACUGAUGGGGGCAUGUACUGGCUGGUCCUUCUGGACGACUACAGCGCCAGCUUUGGACUCAUGGUGGUAGUGAUCACCACGUGCCUCGCUGUCACCCGGGUGUAUGGCAUCCAGAGGUUCUGCCGGGAUAUCCACAUGAUGCUGGGCUUUAAGCCGGGCCUCUACUUCAGAGCCUGCUGGCUGUUCCUGUCCCCAGCCACGCUCCUGGCCCUGCUGGUGUACAGCAUCGUCAAGUACCAGCCCUCAGAAUAUGGCAACUACCGCUUCCCCGCCUGGGCCGAGCUUCUGGGCAUCCUGAUGGGUCUGCUGUCCUGCCUCAUGAUCCCAGCUGGCAUGCUGCUGGCUGUGCUGCGAGAGGAGGGCUCUCUCUGGGAGCGGCUCCAGCAGGCCAGCCGGCCAGCCAUGGACUGGGGCCCGUCGCUGGAGGAGAACCGAACGGGCAUGUAUGUGGCCACACUGGCUGGGAGCCAGUCACCAAAGCCGCUGAUGGUACACAUGCGCAAGUAUGGGGGUAUCACCAGCUUUGAGAACACAGCCAUCGAGGUGGACCGUGAGAUGCUGAGGAGGAGGAGUCCAUGAUGUGAGGCGGGCGGACAGAGGCCCUACCAGGGCCUCACAGGCCCUUCAUGGGGCCUGCAAGGGGCGGCCAAGCCUGCUGGGAUUCCAAACGACUGUGGGAGAUUGCCACAAUGAUGCUGAUCCCCCCAUGUGAGUCCCUCUUUGUGGCCUCUGCCUCUCCUGAAACCUCUGUUUAACCUUCU